AAGGAAGCUGGCAGAGAUGUGGAGAGGAAGGAUGCUUUGUCGGACGCUACCAAAGAUCAGAACAAGGCAAAGAAAGAGGAGCCUGAGGAGGAGGCUGAUAUGAAAGCCGUUGCCACCUCGCUGGAUGGCAGGUUCCUCAAGUUUGAUAUUGAACUCGGGAGAGGAUCCUUCAAAACGGUCUAUAAGGGCCUGGACACAGAGACGUGGGUGGAAGUUGCAUGGUGUGAACUUCAGGACAGAAAACUCACAAAAGUAGAGAGGCAGAGAUUUAAAGAGGAAGCAGAAAUGUUGAAAGGUCUACAGCAUCCCAACAUUGUGAGAUUUUAUGACUUCUGGGAAUCCUGUGUGAAAGGCAAAAGAUGCAUCGUGCUGGUUACCGAAUUGAUGACCUCUGGAACACUAAAGACGUAUCUGAAGAGAUUUAAAGUGAUGAAGCCAAAAGUCUUGCGUAGUUGGUGCCGGCAAAUCCUGAAGGGUCUUCUUUUCUUGCACACAAGAACACCACCAAUAAUUCACAGAGACUUAAAAUGUGAUAAUAUUUUUAUUACUGGACCAACUGGAUCUGUGAAAAUAGGAGACUUGGGUCUGGCAACCCUCAAGAGAGCUUCGUUUGCCAAAAGUGUAAUAG
Molecule: messenger RNA, 628 nt
Organism: Antrostomus carolinensis (chuck-will's-widow)
Lineage: Eukaryota; Metazoa; Chordata; Aves; Caprimulgiformes; Caprimulgidae
Product: serine/threonine-protein kinase WNK3-like
Exons: 3
Biological process (GO): protein phosphorylation
Molecular function (GO): ATP binding; protein kinase activity
Source: RefSeq, a predicted model, not a curated record